This is a messenger RNA of Aspergillus brunneoviolaceus CBS 621.78, 387 nucleotides long. RefSeq lists its product as uncharacterized. The record is from RefSeq and is a predicted model, not a curated record. The coding region runs from base 130 to 345 and encodes 71 amino acids. Lineage: Eukaryota; Fungi; Ascomycota; Eurotiomycetes; Eurotiales; Aspergillaceae. The transcript has a single exon.
CCCCCCCGGAACACCACCAAUAGCUCAAAUCAACCCACCUGCAUCCUGCAUAAUGCAUCCGCAACGGUCUGCCUGCAACACCACGAGCGUAAGAUCACCGUCCCCAACGUCGAGAUCAUAUAAUCAUAUAUGAUAUGGCAACAAACAGAAUCAUUAGACCGUGAAAAUCGACAGCGCGGGGAGGGGCCCGAGCGCCGUGGUGAAACUGCGUGCGUACUGUCAUCGUCUCAGAGAAAAAAAAAACAGUGCUUCCCUUACCUUGCCUACCUCGAACUCAGGAGCGUUAGUACGUACUGUACUUGCAGUAGUCUGGCUCUGUGCGGAGUGAUCCUGGCAUUCGACUAGACUAUAGGUUAGUUAGUCUUCACCGGGAUUUUGGGAUGAUUA